CCAGGGAAACCUCCUCAGAGCCGGCAGCCAGCCACGCGCCAGCAUGUCUGGGGGCAAAUACGUAGACUCCGAGGGACAUCUCUAUACGGUUCCCAUCCGGGAACAGGGCAACAUCUACAAGCCCAACAACAAGGCCAUGGCAGACGAGGUAAAUGAGAAGCAAGUGUAUGACGCGCACACCAAGGAGAUUGACCUGGUCAACAGGGACCCCAAGCAUCUCAACGACGACGUGGUCAAGAUCGAUUUUGAAGAUGUGAUUGCAGAGCCAGAAGGGACGCACAGUUUUGACGGCAUCUGGAAGGCCAGCUUCACCACCUUCACUGUGACAAAGUAUUGGUUUUACCGCUUGCUGUCCACCAUCUUUGGCAUCCCGAUGGCGCUCAUCUGGGGCAUUUACUUUGCCAUCCUCUCCUUCCUGCACAUCUGGGCCGUUGUACCGUGCAUCAAGAGUUUCCUGAUUGAGAUCCAGUGCAUCAGCCGCGUCUACUCCAUCUAUGUCCACACUUUCUGCGACCCACUCUUUGAAGCUAUCGGCAAGAUAUUCAGCAAUAUCCGUAUCAACAUGCAGAAAGAAAUAUGAGUGACAUUUCAAGGAUGGAAGGGUUUUUUUCCCCCUUAUUAUUUCCUUGGUGCCAAAUUGCAAGUUCCAAAUUGCUAUCACAGCAGCAAUUCAUGAAUGGUUUGUGUCAGUCCAGAACAAAGAAGUCAUUCCCUUCAUCUUCUCAUGUACUACUUCUCUCUUCUGAGCUUCUGCUCCUACUUUUGACAGUCUGGGAUAUUUUAACCCAUUCCUUCCCUCUCUUUUUUGUAUAUGGAUCAUUGUUUCAUUGGCAAAAAUAUAAACCUAUUGUUGAAAGAUAUUUUGAAAAAAAAAAUAGGAAGAAUUAGGAGACAGGGAAAAAGAACCAACAACCUCAACUGCCUACUCUAAAGCCAUAGAUGUCAUAGAAAAGGAAGAAUUCUGGGAUAGAUAUGGUCACGUGUUUAAGAACAGGUAGGCAGAUUUUAAAUUGAUAUUUCCCAGCCAUCUGAGGAGGUAAUUGUCUUUCAACACUCUUAACAAUCUAGUGGAAUCUCAUGACCACCAUCAAGUUGGAGACCAUAAUCUUUAAGCUCAUGAUAGCAAGAAUGUCUUACUCAUUAACCUGUUGCUUUGUGUGCCUGAGUAUUUGUUAUACUGAGAAGACCUAGGUGCCUUUUAAGUUUUCAUAUUUUCUUUUCAAAUAGGGUCUAACUCACCCACUUUCAUUAUGCCAGCUUUCCUAAAAACAAAACAUAGAAAAAAUCUACUUGCUAGUUCUCUGUACUUGUCUCUGACUCUGAGAUACAGAACUUGUUGAAUUUGAUAUUUGUGCUUGGUCAUGUAGCAUCUUUCUCUAUGUUGAGCCUGGUCAACAUUAACCCAGUGAGAUAAGCUGAAGCAGACAGAUGAGGCGGAGCCCUCUCUGGGCUGGCAGGAGUAGAAGCCAGCUUCCCCUGCCUCUCAACAUCUGAAUGAAGGCAUCAUGUCUGUUCAUCUUAACUUAUUUUCAAGAUCCUGAAUCUAAGCCUUCUCUCACUGGGAUGGCUUAGUGGCUCACUCCACACUGUGCUCCCAUUUCAGCUGAUCAGUGGGCCUUCAGGAAGGGCCGUCGGAAAGGAGGCCGCCAAAACGGGACUGCCAAAGCUGUGGCAAGCAGGACCCCUUCUAUGCAUAGCACUUGCAAUAGUCUGUAAUGCUGUGACAGUUGGCCCCUCCCCCUGCCAGGAGACUUUGGCCUAAUCCAAGCACCUUUUUGUUAAGAGGGAGGAUGGGGGAGGGGUGGUGGCAAAAGCUUGAGGUAAUGUUCUUGCUGGAAUAAAUUCAAGUUCUUCUGAACCCAAACUGAGGAAUUUCACCUGUGUACCUGAGUCCUCCAGGAAGCUGCCUGCAUGGGACACCCAAAGCUUUCUACUCCCCACUCACAUUACAGCUCUGCCCUUAGAGGUAAUUUUAAAAUUCCAAAUAAGCUUUUCUUUUCAUUUUCAUACAUUGAUUGGAAUUCUGCUUGACUUUUGUUCUCUCCCUCAGUUUUGCUGACACUUUACCAACCUGCUACCUACUUUGAUUGUUUGCAUUAAAACAGACACUGGCAUGGACACAGUUUGACUUUUAAACUGUGUACAUAACUGAAAAUGUACUAUAGUACAUACUUUUUAAAAUGUAAAGAUAUUCUUUAUCUUUAUAUAAGGAGAAUCACUUGGGAAAUUGUUCUGUGAUUCAGUCUGUAAACUGUGUGUCCCAAGACAUGUCUGUUCUUCCUAAAUGCUCAGUCUCAUGUAAGUCAAGUGCUGAUCCAAAAGGUUACUGAAAUUUUAUAUGCUUACUGAUAUAUGUUACACUUUUUUAUGCUGCAUGUCCUAUAAAGAUUUUAAAUCUGCACAAUAAAAAGAUGCUUAACAGUUAAACAA
This is a messenger RNA of Psammomys obesus (fat sand rat), 2430 nucleotides long. It is a transcript of the gene Cav1, whose product is annotated as caveolin 1. Gene Ontology annotation, biological process: negative regulation of endothelial cell proliferation; negative regulation of protein tyrosine kinase activity; caveola assembly. The record is from RefSeq and is a predicted model, not a curated record. Gene Ontology annotation, cellular component: Golgi apparatus; perinuclear region of cytoplasm; cytoplasmic vesicle. The transcript has 3 exons. NCBI's taxonomy places the organism in Eukaryota, Metazoa, Chordata, Mammalia, Rodentia, Muridae. Gene Ontology annotation, molecular function: protein kinase binding; molecular adaptor activity; transmembrane transporter binding. Bases 44 to 580 code for a protein of 178 amino acids.